AUGUUGAAAGUAAGUUAUAGACCACAAAUAAGAUUUGCUAGAUUUGCAUCUAGUGUAGCCACCAAACCAACUCCAAUUCAUACUCAUACAAUUAAAACCCCAGUUGAUGUACGGGCUGCUAUUGCUAGUUUAAAACCAAAAACAACCAGAUUAUCCAUUGAAGGUCCAAUUGAAUGUGAUUUAGAAGGAUUUUCCUUAUUAAAUUCCCCAAUCUUUAAUAAAGGUUCCGCUUUUACUCUAGAAGAAAGAAGAGCAUUUAGUUUAAAUGGUUUAUUACCAGCACAAAUAAAUACUUUAGAUGAACAAGUCGAAAGAGCUUAUAGACAAUUUUGUUUUUUGAAAACUCCUUUAGCUAAAAAUGAUUUUUUAACUUCAAUGAGAAUUCAAAAUAAAGUAUUAUAUUAUGAAUUAGUAAGAAGACAUAUUAGAGAAAUGUUACCAAUUAUAUAUACUCCUACUGAAGGUGAUGCUAUUGCUGCUUAUUCUCAUAGAUUCAGAAAACCAGAAGGUUGCUUCUUGGAUAUAACUGAUCCUGAUUCAAUAGAUCAAAGAUUAUCUGCAUAUGGUGAAGAUAAAGAUAUUGAUUAUAUCGUUGUAUCUGAUGGUGAAGGUAUUUUAGGUAUUGGAGAUCAAGGUGUUGGUGGGGUUAGAAUUGCAAUUGCUAAAUUAGGUUUAAUGACUUUAUGUGCUGGUAUUCAUCCAGGUAGAGUUUUACCAAUUGUUUUAGAUGUUGGUACAAAUAAUGAAAAAUUAUUACAUGAUGAUUUAUAUAUGGGUAAUAAAUUCCCAAGAGUAAGAGGUGAACGUUAUUGGGAUUUUAUUGAUAAAUUCAUUAAUUCAGUUAAAACUAGAUUCCCAAAUGCGGUGUUACAUUAUGAAGAUUUCGGGGUUAGUACUGGUAGAGAUAUGUUAUAUAAAUAUAGAGAAGAAUUGCCUUCUUUUAAUGAUGAUAUUCAAGGUACUGGAGCUGUUGUUAUGGCUUCAAUAACUGCUGGUUUGAAAUUUUCUAAACGUGAAUUACUUGAAUCGGAAAUUUUAAUUUAUGGAGCUGGAUCUGCUGGUUUAGGUAUUGCUGAUCAAAUUGUUAAUCAUAUGGUAUCUCAUGGUGCCACUAGAGAAGAGGCAAGAUCUAAAAUUCAUUGUAUGGAUCGUUAUGGUCUUAUUUUAGAAAGUUCUACUACAGCCAGUCCAGCACAAAUGAGAUAUGCUGAUCCAGCUAAGGAUUGGGAAAAUGUCGAUACAGCCAACUUAGUUGAUGUUAUUGCCAAGGUUAAACCAACUGUUUUAGUUGGAUGUUCUACUCAAGCUGGUGCAUUUACUGAACAAGUCAUUAAAGAAAUGUAUAAACAUAACUCACAACCAAUUGUUUUCCCAUUAUCCAACCCAACUAGAUUACAUGAAGCCGUUCCAGUUGAUAUUAUGAGAUGGACUGAUAAUAAUGCUCUUAUUGCCACUGGAUCACCAUUUGAACCUGUGGAUGGAUAUUAUAUUUCUGAAAAUAACAAUUGUUUCACAUUCCCAGGUAUUGGACUUGGAGCUGUCUUGUCAAGAUGUACUACUAUUUCCGAUACAAUGGUUUCAGCCGCGGUUGAUCAAUUAGCUAAGAUGUCACCAAAGAUGGAAAACCCUAAGAAUGGAUUAUUACCUCGUUUAGAAGAAAUUGAUGAAGUUAGUGCAUAUGUUGCAACUGCAGUUAUUUUACAAUCUUUAGAAGAAGGUACUGCUAGAGUUGAAAGUGAAAGAAGACCAGAUGGUGGAUUUGUUAAUGUUCCAAGAGAUUUCUAUCAUUGUCUUGAGUGGGUAAGAUCACAAAUGUGGAAACCAAUUUAUAGACCAUUGGUUAAGGUUGAACAUGUACCUGAAAUUCAUACUUAUCAAUAUUAA
Molecule: messenger RNA, 1884 nt
Organism: Hemisphaericaspora subhashii
Lineage: Eukaryota; Fungi; Ascomycota; Pichiomycetes; Serinales; Debaryomycetaceae
Gene: MAE1
Product: malate dehydrogenase (oxaloacetate-decarboxylating)
Exons: 1
Coding region: 1-1884 (627 amino acids)
Biological process (GO): pyruvate metabolic process; malate metabolic process
Cellular component (GO): mitochondrion
Molecular function (GO): NAD binding; malate dehydrogenase (decarboxylating) (NAD+) activity
Source: RefSeq, a predicted model, not a curated record